CUCCACAAACAUGUUGAGUUUGAUUUCCUUAUCAAGGGCCAGUUUCUUCGAGUGCCCUUGGUCAAACACAUGGAACUGGAGAACAUUUCAUCGGAAGAGGUUGUGGAACUAGAAUAUGUGGAAAAGUACACCGCACCCCAGCCAGAGCAGUGCAUGUUCCAUGAUGACUGGAUCAGCUCAAUUAAAGGGGCAGAAGAAUGGAUCCUGUCUGGCUCUUAUGAUAAGACUUCUCGGAUCUGGUCCUUGGAAGGAAAGUCAAUAAUGACAAUUGUGGGACAUACAGAUGUUGUGAAAGAUGUGGCUUGGGUGAAAAUAGACAGUUUGUCCUGCUUACUACUGACGGCCUCGAUGGACCAGACUGUUCUCUUAUGGGAGUGGAAUGUAGAGAAGAACAAAGUGAAAGCUCUGCACUGCUGCCGAGGGCAUGCUGGGAGUGUGGACACCAUCGCAGUCGAUAGCUCGGGAGCCAAGUUUUGCAGUGGCUCCUGGGAUAAGAUGCUAAAGAUCUGGUCUACAGUCCCUACAGAUGAAGAAGAUGAAAUGGAAGAAGCCACAAAUCGACCAAGAAAAAAGCAAAAAACAGAACAAUUGGGACUAACAAGAACACCCUUGGUGACCCUCUCUGGCCACACAGAAGCAAUUUCCUCAGUCCUUUGGUCAGAUGCUGAAGAAAUCUGUAGUGCAUCUUGGGAUCACACAAUUAGAGUGUGGGAUGUUGAGUCUGGCGGUCUUAAGUCAACUCUGACAGGAAAUAAAGUGUUUAAUUGUAUUUCCUAUUCUCCCCUUUGUAAACGUUUGGCAUCUGGAAGCACAGACAGGCAUAUUAGACUGUGGGAUCCCCGAAGUAAAGAUGGUUCUUUGGUGUCACUGUCUCUCACCUCACACACAGGCUGGGUGACAUCAGUGAAGUGGUCUCCUACCCACGAACAGCAGCUCAUCUCGGGUUCUUUAGAUAACAUUGUGAAGCUAUGGGAUACAAGAAGCUGUAAGGCUCCUCUCUACGAUCUAGCUGCUCAUGAAGACAAAGUUCUAAGUGUGGACUGGACAGACACAGGGGGUCUCAUGGAGCCAGGCUGUCUUAGAAUCUAUUGUGUAGCUGAGGAUGACCUUGAACUGACUCCUAUCUCCAUCUCCAAUGCUGGGGUUAUAGGUGUGCACCAGUAUACUAGUCCUCUUCUUAUUUUGAGAUGGGAUGUUUCUUAAAUUUGUGGUCCUCUC
Messenger RNA from Mus caroli (Ryukyu mouse), 1218 nucleotides. The record is from RefSeq and is a predicted model, not a curated record. NCBI's taxonomy places the organism in Eukaryota, Metazoa, Chordata, Mammalia, Rodentia, Muridae.